UGCGGAAAUUAAAGGUGGAACGAUGCCUUGUGAAAAAUUUGCGGUAAUUGCUGGUAGCGAGCAGGAAAGUUUAUCUUUUUACUCCACUUUCUUUACCGAUAACAUUAAGUUUAAAAAAGGAGAUAUUUAUCAACUUUCUACUUCCGGAAGUCUGGUGCAAGAUUCUUCUGAAAUCGUUCAAGGAAUUAGCAAUGGAAGUUAUGAAUUUGAGAAAUCUUUCCCCUCUUUAUUGAUUAAAGAGUUGUGGGAGUCCAACCAAGAAAAUAUUGAGGAACUGGAUUUGUUAAAAAAAGAAUUUGAAGACAAGAAGAAAUAUGUUGAUGGAAUAAAUGAAGAUUUGCACAAGUCCAAAGAGGAAACA
This is a messenger RNA of Racocetra persica, 361 nucleotides long. Lineage: Eukaryota; Fungi; Glomeromycota; Glomeromycetes; Diversisporales; Gigasporaceae. The record is from the annotation of a GenBank genome assembly.